ACAAUCCGCCAUAUUCUGAUUGGCACUUGACGGAAAGAAAGGGUUCAGUUUCCGCUAAAUACAUUGAUACAGACGAGUUUUUACGUUUUUCAAUAGAAACAAAGACAAUAUAAGGCGUUAUUUACAUUGGACUGAAUAUCCGAUCUUUUCGUCGUGUUUCAGUGUUUGUUACGAGCCGUUUCUCGAGCCUCGGGCCAUGGUAGGAAGCCAUGGACAAAAUGGAAGUGUCAGAAGUUGUGGAAGUGACUGAGGAAGUCACUUCCACUCAAACAAAGGGGACCACUCCAAAGAAGAGGACUAGCACACACCAAGAAGUCAAUGUUGAGAAACCAAAGAAACCAAGGUCUGCCUACCUGCUCUACUACUUUGACAUUCAUCAAAUUAUGCAGCUUGAAUCUCCAAACCUGCCACAAUCGGAGGUCAACAAGCGGAUUAGCGAAGGCUGGAAAAGACUCAGUGUGUCGGAGAGAAGUUAUUAUCUUGAGAAAGCCAAGAUGGAGAAGGACGGCGUUGAAUCGUUAUCUCAGAGUUCCUGUAAACAUCUACCAGGCUUUCGCAAAAUCCUACCCAGAGCCACUUGCUUUCUGUUACCCAACGGCAAUUCCUUAACUCAUCAGCCAGGAGGCGGUCUGUCAGUUAAAUCGGAGAAUGUUCCUGAAGCCUGCUCGCCCUCCACCUCUGUCACCUCAGAGGUCCAGUUUCUAUCUCCGGAGGUGGAACUAACUGAGCAUCACAUUGUCACUGAAGAGGCUACAGAGGAAACCGCUGCAGGCUUUGCUGACUUCACAGUGGGUGGAGUGGCCCUCAAAGGAAAUGAGGCCCAGCUUAUGGACAGCUGCUACAACCAGGGGGAAGCUACACAGGUGGUCACAGUCCUACCCACACAGAAACUCCUGGAGCCCAAGUGUUUAGAAGAUGCUGGUUCUGUGCAUCCAGUGAUGAUGAUCUCAGUAGGAACCAAAUCAGAGCAGACAGUCAAGCCAAUAGAGUCGAUGUCUGUGAAGACAUACACCAGGAGAGGUCGAGGGAGGUGUCCAAACCCGGGCUGCUCGUUCGUGUACGUCACCCGUCACAAGCCUUCCGCGUGUCCUGAAUGUGGGAGCUUUUUAGGUGGAAAGUGGACGCCUGCUAGGACAGGAAACAAAGAGGCUGCUGUGCUGCAGGUGGGUCGUGCAGGUGAACAUCAGCCCGAGAAGAGCAGCAAAGGAGCGGAUCAGGAAGGGAGCGCUUAUGCCGGCAGAACCAAAACCAGCGGGAACAGUGAGGAAAGCAAAAGUCAGCGGAGCUCCAAAAAACAACCCUCAACCGAAUCGCCACCAGGGGGCAGCAGCACUGAGCUCCAGACUCAAAUGCAAAAAGUGAAAGCCAGGCCCAAAGUCCCGAUUCCUCCCAGACAGAACAGGAGCUCCUCUAUUGUGCAGAAGCGACCAGUCAGACCCAUCCUCCCCGCUCCUUAUAACACAGGUGGGACUCUGAUUCAGAUCUUUACUGUUCCCGCAGACAAAGGAAAGUUUCACGAUAAAUCGUCACUUGCAACAGCUCCUCAAGAUAACCUCUCGGGCCUCAAACCCAGCACUCUGAAGCAGCUCGGCCAGCCAGUUCCACCAACCACAGCUAACCAGAACUCAGCAGGCAAAAGGCAGCUUGUGUCUUCGCUGAAGGACGGAGGACUGAACAUCUUGUCCGUCGUGCCUUUGGAACCACGCACAGUUUCAAGCUUCGACCUGGGUCUGUCCACAGCUCGAGGCAGAGGUCGCUGUAGGAAUCCAGCGUGUGAUUAUAUGUAUAAGAACAGACACAAACCUGCAAAGUGUCCAAAGUGUGACUGUGAGCUGACACAGAAGAAAAGCAAAGCGAAAAAGUCUGAGACUUUGCUGGACCCAUAUAAGCCCCUGACCCCUGGCCAGAUAGAAAUCCAGCGACAAAAUACCGUGCAGCUCCUGCGUACCUCCCUUCAAAUUCCUGAGAGUGACUCUGACCUUCAGGAAACACUUUCCCUCAUUGAGGAGCUGAAUGAUCUGAAGGUUAUCUUGCUAGAAAGGGGUAACGGGGAGGAUGGUACAGACACUAAAACCCUGCUGGAGUCCGGCUGGCCUCAAAUGUAUGAGUCAGCAGCGACUCACUGUGGUCUGUGUAACUACCCCCUUUUCAAAGGAGGAAAGAGAACCAUCGCAGAGUCGGAGGACUGCUGGCUGCUCACGGAUAAACUGCUGCAGGCCGUCACUCUGCACGUCAAAGUGUGUCUCAACCCGCAGUGUUUGGCCCUGCACAGCUUCACAGACCUGCAUCCCGGUUUAUUUAACGUUGGAAACAGACUACUUGUAAGUAUAAACCUGUUCCUGAAGAUUAGGAAUAGCCUGAAGCAGGGCCAGUCCCCCUCUCAGGCGGCUGCAACAGCAUUGGACCACAACCCAAAUCAUACCAUUCACAACUUGUGCCUGGAAGACUCUUCUCAAAUUCAAGAGCUUCUCCUGAGUGGAUACUGGGCCUUUGAGAGUCUCACAGUACGAGAUUACAACGACAUGAUCUGCGGCGUUUGUGGAGUCGCUCCGAAGAUUGAGAUUUCUCAGAGGGAUACGAGCAACGUCCUGGAGCUCAAGAGUGUGGAGUUUACGUGGCCCACGUUUUUAGCUCCAGAUGAGGUUCUUGUGGAUGAUUUCUGGCUGACCAUGGAGAGUGAGGCCAUAGAGCAGGCAGCUUUCCCCGCUGACAUCCCGAUCACACGCGUGGAUGCUUCCAUCAUCGCUCCCUUCAUCCCACCGCUGAUGAGGAACCUAACAGUCAUCAACACAGAGAAGGACAAGCUUCUGUCCCAAACGGAGCAGCCGUCAGGAGAUCCGUCAGUGUUGGUCCGUCUCAUUCAUGAUGGUCUACUGAGACUAGACAAGAUUGAGGAUCAUAAUGAAGACGAGCUGAGAGGGAUUCUGGAGCGCUGUGGGAUCAGCGUCUCACCGGGCUGCACCAAGAAAGAGCUGCUGGCUUCUCUCGUCAACUUCUACACGCGUGUGUAUUCUGGCCUCCCCUCGGCUGCACAGCCGUCCUCCCAUCUCACUGCUGGCAAACUGUCCAAGGUCUGCCCUCACAAGGUGGUAUCUUCCUCCAAGUAUUUAGUGCGAGGAGAAACGGCCCGUGACCACGUUGACCUGCUGCUGUCGUCCCGGUUCUGGCCUCCAGUCUACGUCUGUGACUGUGCUCAUGAGGUAGCUCUCUGCACCGACUUACAGUACCCAAAUAUGGCAACCCAGAUGUGGGGCAGGAACCAGGGGAGCUUCUGUGACCCGUUUGAAAAGCCAGAGUGUGUAUCAUGUGAGGAGCUGCAGGAGCAGACAUACCAUACUGACCUCUCAUUGUCGUUGGAGAGUCAGCAGACGCACCCCAUCACCAAAUCUUCCUCAUGUUGGACGGUUCAUCCCCCUCCCGGAGCAAACCAGAAGCUUCCUCCUGCAGAGCACCACUCCAUGGCCCUGUGCAGACAGCUGGAGCCGUACAUCCAUGCAGUGUCUGAGGCUGUGACAGCAAAAGUGGAGGAAAAUGCGACGGCUGAAAAAGACAAGCCAAACCAAAUCCUUUUCAACAACCCGGCGUAUUACUAUCUUUACAACCGGCUGGUGGACUACCUCAGCAGUAAAGAUAUUGUCAGCCAGCAAAUUACCCAUGUACUGAAAGCCUGCCAGCCUGGAGAGGUGGUGAUCAGAGACUCUUUGUACCGACUGGGCGUGGCACAGAUCAACACAAAGGAAGAAGUAAAGGGGAUGGAGGGGCAGACUGAGGAGGAAGGCUCCGAGACUCAUGAAGGUUGUUCUGGAUGAGUGAAAAUAGCUGAAUGUUUCUAUGGCGCUGUAAAAAUUGCAUGAAGAGUAGUAUAAUAAAGACAAAAAAAGAGCUGAUGCAAGAAGUUUAAAAGCAGAUACAUGAAACUUUCACAAUGGUGAGCAAAUGGAAGCAGCUUUCUGCGAAACGAUUACAGCGAGGUCAGAAACUCUUAAUUGUAAAGAUUCUGAUGGGAAAAUCGUGCUUUUUAGGAUAUUAUGCCAAGACUUCUAUCAAGGAUUUACUACAGGAGUCUGCAACCAGAGCCUCUGGAACCACAUUUGGCUCUUUUACCGCUCCAUUGUGGCUCUCUGGUUAAAGAAAACGAAAACGUUUUUUUAAAUUUUAUUUUAAAAAGUAAUGUAGUUUUAAGACUAAGCAAAACAAAAGAUUCAGAUAAGUCAAACUUUAUUCAGCUCAUUUGCAAACCGUUGAAGCACAGUAUGUUACCCCGCCGGGCUCCUGACUACAGUGCCCACAAAGCUCCCAUAAUCCAUCAAGUGGUGCGGCUUCUUGUUUUAUCAAAGUUAUACUGAAACAUUUCUACAGAUUUUUCCAUGGCGUGUACCCCAGAAAAUCAAUUGGAAGUCAGAAUUACAAGGCAGAUGUUCUAUUUUCAAACAAAAUUCUAGGAUUUCACAUACGCCAUGGUCCUACAAAUCUGGUAAGGGUCAAUUAACUA
Oryzias latipes (Japanese medaka) is the source of this 4492-nucleotide messenger RNA. RefSeq names its product HMG box domain containing 3 (gene hmgxb3). The record is from RefSeq and is a predicted model, not a curated record. NCBI's taxonomy places the organism in Eukaryota, Metazoa, Chordata, Actinopteri, Beloniformes, Adrianichthyidae.